This is a messenger RNA of Zootermopsis nevadensis, 1308 nucleotides long. RefSeq lists its product as uncharacterized. The record is from RefSeq and is a predicted model, not a curated record. Lineage: Eukaryota; Metazoa; Arthropoda; Insecta; Blattodea; Termopsidae.
CUAUGACUGACUAAUAGAUAUAUCGAGUAGCUGCACAUUAUGUGACCUGUGAUAGUUAGCUAUGUCUGUAAACGACGACAAAUUUUAAUGGGUGGCAGUGGCGACCGGAAUCGUGCUACCAAAUUGAGAACGUGUUUGGUGGUGGGAAAGAAUUGUAGUUUGCAGAAUGUUGUUGACAGAUUGGAUAUUUCGUCAGUUUUUGCCAUGUUUUUAUAGCGCGCAGUGUUAAUUCACGUUGUUUUUAGUAAAGACAAAUCUGAUUUAAUAGAAUCAUUAUCUGACAGAAAUUACACUUUUCUUCGUCAAGGAUUGGCAAUGCCAAUGAAAUAAAAGACGAACAUAAAGCAACGUAUUACUUGGCGCGUAAAUGUACGUGUAUGUUUAUCGCCGAAGUCAAAUAAAGUCUGAGUAGAUAACAUUGGAAUUGUAGCUGGGUGUAUAGGUGUCCGUGAUCGCCGUCCUGACCAGGUUAACUUUUCAUGUGUGUAAAACGGGUCCGUGUUUCCAAAUUUACAAGUACUCAGCAAAGUGUUGAUGGCAGGGAACUGUGGUUAGACAUAGUCCAUCAUGACACGUCCAAUCUGUGUUUUGAAUUUACAGUUAAAGGCGUGUCGGUAUUGUACACGGGGAAAGAAUUUAUUUUAAGUCUUAUUGUAAUUGUGUCGCUGUUAGCAACGCUGGACAUUUAUAACCCCAAUUUGUGUGUUGUAGCUUUUCUUAUUUUUUUAAUUGGGCAUCUGGUUGCGAAAGUGCUGUGGAAUGUUAACAGCGAGUCGCUACUCCUUGUGGCUCCAGUAGGAAUCCAGCUUACAGCCACAUAUCAUUCUGGACAUCAGACAUCACAGUUUAUACCAUGGCACUUCAUUAUAGAUGUUGUUAUCAAUGAAGCAAUAACUGGGUACCGAGUUGUCUACUAUCUUGCAGUGCUGGUGGAGCAGCCACAUCAUGCAACCACCAAGAAGAAGCUGAUUCCACUGUUUCAGUAUACAAGACCACGCCUGGCAUGUCUGGAAGUGAUCUACCAGAGUAUUCAAAAAGCACUUUUGUUCCAGAAGUCAGUAGAGCAAAGAGAGAAGUUGUGACCACAUUCAGGAAGCUGUUAGAACCUGACUGCUACUGGGUGUCAAGAGAAUUAGGUUUCCAAGUUGUACUUCCACCUUGCUCAAAAGUAUUAAAAUGGGUGCCGGUUACAGUGACAUGUUCCAUAGUGUUGGGAGAGGCCAUCAGCAGUGGGAGGAGGAUAUGCUAUCUAAUGUGCAUCACUGUGAUGGUAGUAGAGCCAGCAUUGACUCUACCAGUGUACGUUGC